Molecule: messenger RNA, 1692 nt
Organism: Labrus bergylta (ballan wrasse)
Lineage: Eukaryota; Metazoa; Chordata; Actinopteri; Labriformes; Labridae
Gene: znhit6
Product: zinc finger HIT-type containing 6
Biological process (GO): snoRNA localization; maturation of LSU-rRNA from tricistronic rRNA transcript (SSU-rRNA, 5.8S rRNA, LSU-rRNA); box C/D snoRNP assembly
Cellular component (GO): pre-snoRNP complex; nucleus
Source: RefSeq, a predicted model, not a curated record
GGGGUUUGUUUUGAUGCUGCGCGGUUUGUUGUCCAACGUGUUGGCGACUACUUCUGCGAUGCUCUCCACCGAAAGAGAACCGACAACAGGCACAAUGUCAGCUGUAGAGACCCGAGAGGAAAGCGGAGCUCCGGAAGAAGAGCUGAGAGGGACUAAGAGGAAGAUUUCCCUCUCAAAGUGUGGACUUUGCGGAUCAGAGGAGGCCAAGUACACAUGUCCUGCCUGUCUGGCCCAUUCUUGCAGCUUACUGUGCGUGAAGAAACACAAAGAAGAUUCAGGAUGCAGCGGAGUUAGAAAUAAAACUGCCUUUGUGACCCUCUCACAGUUUGAUGAGAUGGCACUUCUCAAUGACUACAGGUUCCUGGAGGACACCGGGCGAUUUGCUGACGGUGCUAACAGAGACGGUCUCGUCCGGACCCCGAGAUCGACUUUUAAAGCUAAAAGAUUGGCAGCUAACGCCCGGAAGUUAAACAUCACGCUGAGGUUCCUCCCCGUCACCUUCACAAGGAGCAGAGAAAACUCCACCUUCUUCCUGGCAAAAGAACGACUUUUCCUGUGGCACGUGAAGCUCAUCUUUCCUCAGAGCGGCUCAGAGUUCAGUCAGAGGAGGGUGUCGGAGAAGCAAACCCUGGAACAGAUCUUGACCCCUUACAUUCACCCUACAGAGUCUGACCCUGUGACACGACAAAAGCUGAAGAUCUAUGUUCACGCUCCCUUUGACCAUGUGAAGGUCUUCAUGAAAGCCGAGGGGAGAAAAGCCAACUCAGUGAGGUACCAUGAGUUGGACAUCAACAAAAGCCUGAAGGACAACCUGAGUUACAAAACACUGAUUGAAUAUCCUGUGCUGCAUGUUGUGCUAAGAGACCAAUGGAAGAACUAUCCACUGAAAGGACCAGCUGAUCCUGCAACAGCCUGUGGUAGUUUAACAACAAAGAGCAACAAGUUGGUCCAAGACAAAGAGGAUGUGACCAAAGUUUCACCAUCCAAAGAAGGGACACACAACCCGGCUGGUACCAACAUCUGGACAGAAACCCCUGAGACAAGCCCUGAAGCUGAACCGCCAAAACAGAAGAGGGCCAAGAGAGAGUUAAGCGAGGAAAAACUAGAGGAGGGCGAGAUCAUGGACAGCAACGAUGAAGAGGAAAGAAAUGCAGACGAAAAGACCCCAUGUGACGUGAGCUGCAAUGGUGACAAAAGCCCUGACGUGAAUAAAGACUAACCAGCAGACCAUGUGGUAACUAACGACUGUAUGACUAAACACAUUGACAGCAGCAGGGUAUAGAAAACGACUUUUCUGGUUCAACCGAUGACAAGUCAGCUUCCAGAGAGAGCGCUGAGGUCGGCAUGACUAAGGAGGACGCUGUGAAAGAGCUGGAGCCUGUUCAGACCUUGUCACUGUCAGGUUGAAAAUGAGUCAGCGAGCGCUGCCGACAGCCGGGGAUCGGAAUGAUAAUGCCCAGAUGUUCACAAUGAAAUAAAUGAGGAGGCAGACAUAUCUGACAGGAAGCCAUCAAUCAUUGGACCAAUAGAGCAAUCCAACCUGACAGACUUUCAGUUUCUUUUCUAUCUAUCUUUUUUUUUUUUUUUUUUUUACAGAGACUGUUUUAACUAGAAGAAUGAUCAUGAUACCUUUAUAUCAAAUAUGUAUAAAAUAUUCUCCAUGUUUAUGUUAGAUCUGUCUGUUAACAUACU